GUCACCUCCUUCCCAGCGCGAAACGCUACACACAUCACGGAAAUUAUCGUUUUGUUUCCUCUUUUUUUUUAUCGCGACACCGAUUCGGCAACGUGCUAAUUGUUCGUUAUUUACUGUGAUUACUGAGCAGGCGACUGUAUAUUUUGUUUUACAACGUCGCAAAGGGCAUGGGAAAACUAAAGGUCUCACCUCCAUAUUGGUGGGUACUUUGGACAGUGUCUUUGACACUAAACCACCACCAUUCAGGAUCCUUCAUCAGACACCAUCAUCGGAAGUAUAUUGGGAAGUGGCGUGUUCCUUGACUCGCGAGGAGAUUCUUCAAGAUUGGGAAUGGCUUCACUCAAAUUUAAUGACUACCCUUACAUCGUUCGAUACCGAGGAGGAGAUAACAGAAUUUGUCUGUUGCAAAAUCCAAUCUAUAAUAGCGAAUAGUAUCCCGGACUCUCAGUUUGCAGAUGAAGAAGACCCAGAGUCUUUCAAAACUGUGUCUUUUAAAUUUCACCAGUUGUUCAAUGUACCAAAAGAGGACAAAUUGGUCAAUUAUUAUUCGUGCAGUUACUGGAAAUCUCGAUUACCUAGACAAGGAUGGCUCUAUUUAUCUGUAAACCACAUGUGCUUUUAUGCAUAUAUACUGGCAAGAGAAACAAAGUUGAUCGUAAGAUGGACUGAUAUCAUUGAAUUGACCAAAACUAAUUCUCUCAUAGUCCCGGACAGUAUACGUGUUGUAACACGUGACAAUAAAGAGCAUUAUUUUUCUAUGUUUUUACAUAAAUCAGAAACAUAUUCAUUAAUGGAGCAACUGACCAAUAUUGCUAUGAAAAGGCUUAUUGAUGAAAAAAGUGGAUUUAACGAGGAUAGAGACUUACUGAAUAAAUUAAGCAAAAAUGUGCCUAAGAAGCCAUCCUUCUUAAAGAGGGAUCUCGAUGCGAGAGCGCACUCGGAAGCAUAUAGACUCCAGUUUAGGUUACCGGGAGCUGAAAAGUUAGACGGCAGUGUUGAUUCAACUUUAUGGACUCCAUACAACAAGAGAUAUGUAUGGGGAAAGAUAUACUUGUCCCAGAACUAUCUCUGUUUCGAAAGUAGAGUAAGAAGAGUAGUCAGUCUUGUUAUACCUCUGAGGGAAGUGACGCUCGUCGAGUCAGCGGAGAAUCAAUCCAAUACAGGAGCGGAUAAGUCGAUACUAGUCACAACGGCACGUUCAUCGUUUCUGUUCGCUCAAAUACAUGACCGGGAUUUCGUGGUGCAAAAAAUCUCCGAGCUCUUAGCAAAAUCUAAGCUUAAUUAUGUAUCUCGAGACAACGUAUGUUCGCCGAAUUCUUCAAACAGCAGCAUUAGCAACUGUGAGGAAGCGAAACCUGCGGAACAUUGGAAACCUCAGCCGCCGCUGAUGAUGCUAUUCAAAACUCCGCUCACCAGUGAAGCCGCAUUAAAACAGGAAGCUAAGGAGAAGCAAUGGGAACUUCAUUUUGCAGAAUAUGGGAGAGGUAUUACGAUGUACAGAACAACAGAAACGGCGAAACUCAUUAUCCAGGGAAUUCCGCAGUCUCUUAGAGGAGAAGCCUGGCUCACCUUUUCGGGUGCUUUAAAUGAAAAGGCAAUGAAUCCAGAUCUGUACAAAUCAUUGGUCGAACAGUCCCUUGGUAAAUCAUGUCAAGCGAACGAAGAGAUCGAGAGAGAUCUGCACAGGUCGUUACCGGAACAUCCGGCUUUCCAGUCUGACACAGGAAUCAACGCGUUGAGAAGGGUGCUAUCCGCUUAUGCGUGGCGAAAUCCUCAGAUCGGUUAUUGUCAGGCAAUGAACAUUGUAGCUUCGGUUCUACUGAUCUAUUGCUCCGAGGAAUCGGCUUUCUGGCAGUUAUGCAACGUUUGCGAGUCAUUACUGCCGGAUUACUAUGAUCGGAGAGUAGUCGGUGCUCUUGUUGACCAAGGUCUUUUGGAGGAACUGGCCGCUGAGCAUUUGCCGAUUUUGCACGCUAAAUUGCAGGAACUAGGUUUAAUUAAAGUUAUCUCGCUGUCUUGGUUUCUAACUAUAUUCUUAAGUGUUAUGCCGACCAGUAGCGCUGUAAACAUCAUGGACUGUUUCUUCUACGAUGGAGCGAAAGUUAUCUUUCAGAUAGCAUUGACAGUGUUGGAAUGGAAUCAGGACAAGUUACUUAAUUGUCAUGACGAUGGGGAAGCUAUGCAAUUGUUGACUGACUAUCUUGGUGGCGUUUACAACGACGAAGGGCCAAUAUUUCCCCGACCAGUCGACAGCACAUCACCUAAUAAAAGUAUAUCUGUCCAGACAUUAAUUUAUGAAGCAUAUUCUAGAUAUGGAUCGUUGACGAUUGGUUGGAUAGAGAGAUUGCGAUUGAAGCAUAGGCUCAGGGUAGUUCAAAGUCUAGAAGAUGGAAUUGAAAAGAAUGUAAUUAGAAGCAUUAUUGUUGAUAAAUAUAUGACGAUGGAGGAAUUGCAGGAGCUGUUAAGUUUAGUAAGAGAGGAAUUAAUGAGUCAACGAAAAUCCGAGCCCGACCGUUAUGAUCCAACACAGCCACCGUACGAGGCGUACAAAGUAGACUUUGACUUAUUCAGAAUAUUGUUCGGUGGGCUAUCUCCAUGGGGAAAAUGUACUCAGGCCGAGUCUCUUUCCGCACGGCUGUUCCGUCUAAUGGAUCGUAAUCGUGAUGGUUUGCUAAACUUUCGGGAAUUAGUGCAGGCUAUAGGAAUGACAGCGACGGCCGAUUUGACACAGAGAUUGAAGCUUUUGUACACAUUACAUUUACCGCCACUUCUCACGCCUGCUGACUUUGAGUCGCCGACGCAUUCUGCAGAUGGUGCCGAGGUAGCAGCAGAAGCUACAGAUUUCUUUGACAGCAUGGAACAGAGUGUAGCUUCUUUAGAGAUGCCAGUCAGCGUGGCAGAGGAGCCAACAGUAGGCACUUUAUCACGAUCCACGAGCUUGAAUAGCCAGCAGGGGGAUCAGUCGUGGGAAAUUCAGAGUAUGGGUAGCUUACGCUCGAUGAUUGCAUCCAAGGAUAGUCCGCUAGAUCUUAAAACUGUGCCAAAAAUGUCUCAAGGACAUUUCAUAGCGUUGUGGAAAACUCUUUACGACAUGUUUCCCGCACAACCUGAGGAACAAGAAACGUAUCAUUGUAUUGCUUCCAUAGGUACCCUUCUGCUCCAAUUAGGAGAUGUUGGGAAGAAGUUCUAUGUAGAGAGAGACGAAUCUGAAGAUAGUUUACUUCUGGCUGCUUCCGCUGCUCAGCAAGCUUCUACCUCCGUUAUCGAAAGGUCACCGGAUCGUAAUGGAAAUCCGUCGAGCAUAGCGUCGUCCGCCGAUCCCGAUUGGGCAAUAACCGUUGAGCAGUUCUUGGCAUCCGCUUUAACCGGACAAGCGAUAGUGGAUUUCUUCAGCAAACGGGCCAACCUAGUGGAAUCUAUGGCGGCAUUGAAGAACCGUAGAUUUAAUCGGGUACAUUCGUUAUCGGAUACUCCAACUCUGAACGGAUGACACACGGUGAUCAAUAUAUAAGAGAAUGCUGCAUAAUAACGGCUUUUUAAAGUUUGAAAGGCUUCGAUAAAUGGAAGAGGCAGAGUGAAGAUUCGAAAAACACCGAGGUUUGUAUAUUAAUUUGAAUUUGGCGAAUUUUAAUUCGAAGGGAAAUGCAUUUGUACAUGAAUGGCGAUAUAUGUGCAAUAGAACUAUAAUUAUAAAUGUUAUCGGAAAACUCGUAGUAAAUUGACUUAUUACGAUACCGAAGAGCCGUGUAAUAUUUGCGUAAAGAUUUUCUGAUUUCUUGUUACGUUUAGUGAUUAUGUUCUUUGCCGUUUAAGUUAGUUAUUAUAUUUUGUUUUUAAUGUAGUUUACCAUCUUUUACGUAAUAAACAUAUUCAAUUGUAUUACGAUCCAUUAUACAGCGAAGAACAUAAUUGCGAGCACAUUUAAGAUAAGAUUCAUCUAAUGUAUCGACAACGGUAGUUAUACAUUAUUAAUUUACGAAGAUUUUUUGAUGACAGAGACAUAUGUUUAAUAUGUUGGCCUAUCUUAUUAGUUGUAUGUCUGGUGAAUAUAUGAAAACCGUUAAAACACGAAUAAUGCGUCAAUAGUGAAUACUCAGGGUAAAGAUUAUAAAACAGUUCCAUUAUAUUAAGAUUAUCUAAGUUAAUUAUGUAAGCAAAGUAAAAAAAUUUCCAAGUAACUAAUAUUGACGCAACACAUCAAUUCUAAAGAAGAAAAGGACAUUUGUAACUUGAAAAGAAAAAGACUAAUGUAUGUUUAUUUUAUUAAGUUGUAGAAAUCUAUAAUUACAGAAGCCGUCGAAUUUCUUAAUAUUUUGAGAUCUAAUAUUCAAUUCAAUCAUAAAUUUUAUUUUUUAACCACAGAAAUAUUAGUCAAUGUAGUUGAUAUGAUGUGUUAUUGUAAAACGUUUACAAAUUCAAAAAAACUUGUAACUAAAAAUUUAGAAAAUACACAUUGGUCUUUUUCCUUUCGGAAUACAAACAUAUAGUAAAAUUUGCCAGACAUCAAUGGUUUACCAGAGAUAUGAGGAAUAUAACAUAUGCGAUAAUAAAUAUUGAAUAUAGUUGCUUGUUUUAACAUUAUACUAUUUUAAUUUCACUUCAUGUCUCAAAAACAUGAACAGCAAAACAUAGAAGAUUAUACAUUGUUCAAGAUGUCGUAUACUUUCCUUCAACUGUGGAUGUAUUAUAAUCUACAGAAAAAAGCGCAACUUGUCAGACAUUCGAUAUAUUCCUCAAGUAUUAUUUGCAUAGCCAUCAUAAGAUAUAAAUGAUACAUCAUGAGUAAGGAAUUAAAGAUCAAAAAUCUGCACCAUCAAGUGGACAUCUUUCUGUAUAGAUAUGUACAACAGAUUAUUGUAGCAUAAUGCGUUUUUUUUUUUAGAUAAAGUAUUUUUCUUUUUACAGAAUUUGUUCCAUUUGUAAUAUAUAUAUAUAUAUACUCAGUAAACACAUACUCAGUAUACUCAGUAAGUAUCAUCCAUAUUACAAUGUCAGCUCAAUCACAUGGUAUAUUAUAUAACUGUUACUUUGUUAUAUAACAAAAUAUACCAUAUGAUUAAGCUGACAUUGUAAUAUGAAUGAUACUUUGUGUUUAGUGGGUAUAUACAUAUAUGUAUGUCAAGAGAAAAUCAUACAUCUUAUAAACUAUUCUAUCUAUAAAUAUAUAUACGUAUAAAUGUUAUACAAAUUGAUUCGCGUGCUCAAUCGAGAGCUAUUAUAACGCAAUUUUGAUAAGCAGUAUUAUUUGACAACUGAUCGUUAACUUCCGGUAACAUAGAUUUCUGUAAUUACAGCUCUGGUUUGGUUAAAAAAUGUUCCAAAAUAUUUUAAUUAAAUGAUUCUCCACACAAUUGUGACCAGAGGAAUAGAGAAAGAAUGUGUAUAUAUAAAAUAAAAUUUAUCUUGUAAAAAAGAAGAAAAAUUAAAUAACAAUUUCUCUAAAUCUGAAAUUCUCGAUAGAGAAUUUCAAGACAUUUUUACGGUCCAUUCAGCUUCCAAGUUAUGCGCAUGCAAGAUGAUAAUACAAAUUCAAUUAAUAUGAAAAGCUUUAGACGGUAAAAUCCUAAGGCCCAUAUUCUAAAUCCUCUUUUAUCGAUAAAAGUGCCUUAAAUGUAGCUUCUCAGCCAAUCAGGUGGCUCAUAAGCCUCUUUUAGAGGCUCAUUUAUCGUUAAAAAAGAACUCAAAAUACGGGCCUAAGUCGGUAUUAUUAUCGACGUUGCCUAAAUAUAUCGAGCCACAUUCUUUUCUCAAAAUAUUAUUCUAAUAUUCAUGAUCAGCAAAAGGAAAGAGAGUGACACUGGGUAACUUUGUCCUCUUCUAGAUACGAACAGAUUUUAAUAUAAGAUACAGAAAAUCCAAUCAAUUGCAGUUUAAUUGAAAGCAGCCAAUUUCAAUUGUAUGUGGCACAACCUAAUUAUACACAUAUACAUACACACACUUUAGUGAUAAUUUUUAUUUUUAUAUAACCGAAUACUCACGAGCAUAAUUUUAUGAGCGUGAUUAACGAGCGGUACUACGACAUCAAAGACAUCUGACAUGUCUUUCUAUAUUAAUGUAUUAUAUGUGUAUAUAACGAUAUUUCAUACUUGUAAUUUUGUGUGUAUGUAUAAGAUAUAUAAUAAAAAUAUGUCAUACAAUA
Molecule: messenger RNA, 6139 nt
Organism: Odontomachus brunneus
Lineage: Eukaryota; Metazoa; Arthropoda; Insecta; Hymenoptera; Formicidae
Gene: Tbc1d8-9
Product: TBC1 domain family member 9
Exons: 19
Coding region: 350-3490 (1046 amino acids)
Molecular function (GO): calcium ion binding
Source: RefSeq, a predicted model, not a curated record